Molecule: messenger RNA, 5176 nt
Organism: Rhodotorula graminis WP1
Lineage: Eukaryota; Fungi; Basidiomycota; Microbotryomycetes; Sporidiobolales; Sporidiobolaceae
Product: glycosyltransferase family 24 protein
Exons: 18
Coding region: 1-5127 (1708 amino acids)
Cellular component (GO): endoplasmic reticulum
Molecular function (GO): UDP-glucose:glycoprotein glucosyltransferase activity
Source: RefSeq, a predicted model, not a curated record
AUGCUCCUCGGUGGGCUCGUCGGCCUGCUGCUGGCCGCGAGCAGCGCCUGCAGCUCUGCGUCGCCGCCCGUCACAGCCCGCAUCGAGACGGCCUGGCCAGCUCCAGAUCUCGUCACCCAGUACCUCGAGACGGUCGAGCUCGAAGCGCCCGGAGCGCUGUUUCCCCUCAUCGCCUUCCUCGCGUCGCACCCCCACUCGACCAAGUUCCUGCGCGACCCGCUCCCGCCCUUGUCCCAGCACCGCGCCCAGCGCUUCGCCAAUGCCGGCACCAACCCGGUCUUUGCCCCCGAGGGCACCCUCACGCCCGCCGACACGUUCGCCCUCCUCGAGGCCAGCACGACGCGCUCGGUACUCGUGCGCGACAAGGGCGUCCGCGACGGCAUCCGUCUCGCGCUCGCCAACCGCGAGACGACCGUCCUCCUCGAGGGCAUGCGGCGCGUCUGGGAGGAGCGCGAGAGCGAGGUCGGCGCGGCGCUCGCAGCCGACGAGGGCGCGCCGGCGAGGGCGGAGCGAGUGCGCGACGACGACGACGACGAGGCGGCGCCGUCGUGCGAGAGCUGGAUCGACGUCAGGGGUGAGAGGGCGUGCAGCGAGGACGAGUUCUGGGACCUCGUCGGGCCCGAGCAGAAGGACAAGUCGACGCCGAUCCAGCUUCCCGACCACCUCGACUCGCACCCUCGACCGCGCCUGUACCCGUUCGACCACGUCACGCCGCGCGUUGCCGCCCUCCCGCGCUUCGUCCUGUAUGGCUCGCCCACCUCGCCUUCCUUCCCUCGACUUUUCACCUUCCUCUUCUCCCUGUCGAACCCCAAGUCGCCGCUUCAGUCGAACCCAAAGGCGCAGCCGCCGUCUGCCCUCACGGGCGCCCCCUCGCCGACGGUCGCGCCGCCAGCCCGGUCGUACUCGCCGAGGCUGCAGCUCGUCCUGCGAUGGAAGCCGAGCACCAAGGCGCAGCUCGAGCAGAAAAAGCUCGUCCUCGGCGGGUACGGCGCCGCGCUCGACAUCAAGAAGAGCGACUACCUCGUCAUCGACGACCGCCUCACGGGCGCGAGCUCGUCGAGCGGCGCCAAGCCGGCGCACGAGGUGCUCGGCAUCGACGGCGGCGCGGCGGCAAAGAUGGAAGCGGUCAAGAAGGCCGACGUCGCAGAGCUCAGCGUCCGCACCGCCCAGUUCAUCCUCGGGUCGGACGACCCGUUCAGCGCCUUUGUCGACCUCACCUCGGCGUUCCCUCGCCUCGCGUCGCACCUCCCUGCGCUCGUUCCCGACCCGUCGCCGCACCUCAUGUCCGAGGUCUCGACCAACCAGAUGUCGUCGCGCCUCGCCAUGCGCCCGCACUUCUUCCUGAACGGCAUCGCCCUGUCGGACGCCGACGCCGACCCGUUCGCGCUCCUGCGCCUCAUGCGCAAGGAGCGCAAGAUCCUCGCCGACCUCGCGGCCCUGAGCCCGCACCUGUCGGGCAGCGACGUGCGCGACCUCCUCAUCAAUGGCGGGCCCAAGGCCAAGGCGUCCGGCGGCAUGCGCGACCGCAUCGACGCCGACGUGCUCGGCGAGCUGUACGACGCGACCGACCGCGACGAGGGCUCGCAGGUCAUCCUGUGGUGGAACGACCUCGAGAAGGACCGCCGCUACCAGUCGUGGCCGACCUCGGUUCGCGAUCUGCUGCGCCCGAGCUACCCCGGCUCGAUGAGCCAGGUCGCCAAGAACCUCAACAACGUCGUCUUCCUCGUCGACCUGUCGCAGCUCGUCUCGCUCGCCCUCAUCACCGAGAACGUCAAGCAGUUUGUGUCGCGCGGGAUCCCGAUCCGGUUCGGCGUCGUGCCGCUCGUGUCGCCGCUCGGCGCCGAGGACGCCAUCGAGACGCACCUCGCCCAGCUCCUGUGGUACCUGACCGACGUCGUCGGUCGCGGUCCCGCCAUGUCGUUCCUCGCGAGCCUGCAGAAGGCCGCCAACGGCCGGCGCGUCACGGUCGAGCUCGCACGUCGCAAGUACGAGCAGGUCGCCGGUCGCCUUCCGCCGAUCGACGGCGGCGAGCUCGCGUCGUACGACGAGGUCCAGAAGGGCGUCGGGCGGUACAAGGCGUCGGCGUCGCACUCGCGGCUCAACAAGGCGCGGCAAUACCUUCGUCGCCUCGGCGUCGCCCUGCCCAACAGCCUCGAGGAGGAGGACGACGACGAGCUCGCCCAGCCCGGCUCCUUCUUCAUGAACGGCGCCUACUUCCCUCUCGACGACGACUUUGGCCAGAACCUGCAGCGCACCCUCGCGCUCCACACCCAGUUCCUCCAGCAGGAGAUCUACCUCCAGUCGCUCACGGACAGCACCGACGCCAAGUCGUUCUUCGCCAACCUGCCGACGACGCACAAGCGCCGCAACCCGUUCGUCUUCCCGUCCGACAGCAACCCGCUCAAGGUCGUCAACCUCGCCAAGGCGUUCGACGGCGUCGACAGGACGUUCACGCACGGCUCCUACAUCGAGGGAGCGUCGGGUGACCUCAACGAGACGACCGGCUACGACAUCGAGGGUCCACCUGCCGUCGCCACCAUGCUCGUCGUCACCGACCUCGACACGCCGACGGGCGCUCAGCUUGCCAAGGCCGCCCUCCAGCUCGCCGACCAGUCGACCAAGAUCCGCGUCUCGUUCCUGCACAACCCGCCGAGCUUCGACGACGUGCCGCACGCCUACGCCCUGUCCAACACGCUGUGGGCGCUGCACAAGAACAAGAAGCUCGACGAGAUCCUGCCCGGCGAGCUCAUCAGCUGGAUCGACCUGUCGAUCUCGUCCGAGGGGCCCGAGGGCGGUGCCGGCCUGUCGUGGCAGCCCGAGAACCCGCUCAAGGAGCUCCUCAAGACCAAGGGCGUCGACAAGGAGCGGGCGUUCGACGCGCUCCUGUGGUGGGAGGAGCUGCAGUGGCUCGUCGCGAAACUCGGUUUCGGACCGGGCGAGAACGGCGUCAUCCUCAACGGUCGCGUCGUUGGCCCGUUCCCGGACGGCAUCUUUGGCCUUCCCGACCUGCGCACCCUCCUCGCGCACGAGCUAGAGAAGCGCAUCGAGCCGGUUGUCGCCGCCUUCAACUCGACCGUCUUUGACCUCAUGCACGCCAGUCGGUCGACCAUCUCGCAAGCCUACAACCUCGCGACCUCGAUCAUCGGCUUUGCGCACCUGCCCGACCCUGCGCAGGGCAUGUUUGGCGGCGGUCCUGUCGAGCGCACGAGGAGCUACAACGCCCUGCUCAGCGACCACAGCUCGGUCAUCGGCAACCUGUCGCGUGGCGCCCUGUUCGAGGUCGCGGUCGUCGUCGACCCUGCGACCGAGCUCGCUCAACGGUGGGCGCCCGUCAUCAAGACGCUCGCCGGGCUCAACACGACCCACGUCCGGCUCUACCUCAACCCGUCGCUCCACGUCACCGAGGUCCCGAUCAAGCGCUUCUACGAAUACGUGUUCGAGCCCGAGCCCCGGUUCGACUCGACGAGCGGCAACGAGAUCGAGCCGAGCAUCCGCUUCGACAACGUCCCCGAGGACGUCCUCGUCACGUUCGGCGUCGACGCGCAAAAGUCGUGGUUCGCCUUCCCCAAGACGAGCGUGCACGACCUCGACAACAUCCGCCUCGCCGACCUGCCUGAGUGGAGCAAGGCCGAGGGCGUCGAAGCGGUCCUCGAGCUCGAGGCGCUCGUCGUCGAGGCGCACGCGCGAGAGCUGCCGUCGAGCAGGCCGCCGCGAGGGCUUCAACUCGAGCUCAAGAGCGGCGUCGAGUCGAGCCCGCACGAGCAACGAGUCGACACGACCGUCAUGGCCAACCUCGGCUACGCCCAGUGGAAGGCCGCUCCCGGCGUUUGGCGACUCGGCAUCCGGCCCGGCAAGGGCGCCGACGUCUACGAGCUCGAGAGCACGGGCGCCGACGGGUGGAAGAGCGGCAACGUCGCGACGACGGGCGACUCGUUCGUCGUGUCGACGCUCGAGGGCCUCACGCUCUACCCGCGCUUCUACCGCAAGCCGGGCCAAGAGUUGACGGAGCUCCUCGACGAGUCGGCGGCGUCGGGCACGGCGGGCAAGCGCGAGUCGGGCGGUGUCGUCGAGCGGAUCAAGUCGAUGCUCCCCUUCUUCGGCGGCUCGAGCGGCAAGGACCUCGUCUCGACGGGCAAGGGCGCCGAGAUCAACGUCUUCACGGUCGCAUCGGGCCUCCUGUACGAGCGCAUGGCGUUCCUCAUGUGCGUCUCGGUCAUGCGGCACACCGAGAGCAGCGUCAAGUUCUGGUUCAUCGAGAACUUCCUGUCGCCGUCGUUCAAGGCGUUCCUGCCGCACGUCGCCGCCGAGUACGGCUUCUCGUACGAGCUCGUCACGUACAAGUGGCCGCACUGGCUGCGCGGCCAGAAGGAGAAGCAGCGCACGAUCUGGGGCUACAAGAUCCUCUUCCUCGACGUCUUGUUCCCUCUCGAGCUCGAGCGCGUCAUCUUUGUCGACUCGGACCAGAUCGUGCGCGCCGACCUCAAGGAGCUCGUCGACCUCGACCUCGACGGUGCGCCGUACGCCUACGCGCCGAUGGGCGACGACCGCGAGGAGAUGGAGGGGUUCCGGUUCUGGAAGACUGGCUACUGGGAAAAGCACCUGCAGGGCCGCCCGUACCACAUCAGCGCCCUCUACGUCGUCGACCUCGACCGCUUCCGUCAGAUCGCUGCAGGCGACCGUCUGCGUCAGCAGUACCAGGCGCUGUCGGCCGACCCCAACUCGCUCGCCAACCUCGACCAGGACCUUCCCAACCAGAGCUGGCGCGACAUCCCGAUCUACACGCUGCCGCAAGAGUGGCUGUGGUGCGAGACGUGGUGCAGCGACGAGAGCCUCGCCAAAGCCAAGACGAUCGACCUGUGCAACAAUCCGGCGACGCACGAGCCCAAGCUGCAGCGUGCGCGCCGCCUCUUGCCCGAGUGGUCCGAGUACGACGACGAGGUGGCCGCGCUCGCCAAGCGCGUCCUCGCCAACGACUCGUCGUCGUCGUCAUCGUCGGCCGCGGCGUUCCAGGCGCACGCGCACGAGCUCGAGCAGGCGGUGCAGCAGGAGCAGGAGCGCGAGAGCUUUGUCGAGGAGCAGGCGCAGGCGGUUCCGGCGGCGAGCGAGCGCGUCAAGGACGAGCUUUGAGCCUCGUGAUGUCUCUUCUGACUGCAUUUCAUAGAGUUCUGUGCCCUCC